AUGAACGGAUUGCUCCUCCUAACCACUCCCAUCAACCUUCACCAGCUCAAGGAGCGCUAUGGUUCUGUGUUCACUGUCUACCUGGGGCACCGGAGGAUCGUGGUACUGUGUGGUUAUGACGCUAUAAAGGAGGCUUUGGUGGACCAGGCUGAGGAAUUCAGUGGGCGAGGAGAGCUGGCCACCUUUGACUGGCUCUUCAAAGGCUAUGGAGUGGUGUUCAGCAAAGGAGAGCGCUCCAAGCAGCUCAGGCGCUUCUCCAUCACCACACUGCGGGACUUCGGCGUGGGCAGGCAAGGCAUUGAGGAGCACAUCAAGGAGGAGGCAGGCUUCCUCAUUGAGACCUUCUGUGGCACUCAUGGUGCCUUCAUAGAUCCCACCUACUUCCUGAGCCGCAGCGUCUCCAAUGUCAUCAGCUCCAUAGUCUUCGGAGACCGCUUUGACUAUGAGGACAAAGAGUUCCUGUCACUGCUGCGUAUGAUGCUGGGAAGCUUCCAGUUCACAGCCUCCCCACACCCGCAGCUCUAUGAGAUGUUCUACCCAGUGAUGAAACAUCUACCAGGACCACAGCAACAGGCCUUUAAGGACCUGCAGGGACUCGAGGACUUCAUAGCUAAAAAGGUGGAACAGAACCAGUGCACACUGGACCCGAACUCCCCACGGAACUUCAUCGAUUCCUUCCUCAUCCGAAUGCAGGAGGAGAAGAAGAACCCCCACACUGAGUUCUAUCAGAAGAACUUGGUGCUGACCACGCUGAACCUCUUCUUUGCCGGCACGGAGACCAUCAGCACAACCCUGCGCUAUGGCUUCCUGCUUCUCAUGAAGCACCCAGAUGUGGAAGCCAAGGUGCAUGAGGAGAUUGACCGAGUGAUUGGCAAGAACCGUCAGCCCAAGUUUGAGGACCGGGCCAAGAUGCCCUACACAGAGGCAGUGAUCCACGAGAUACAAAGAUUCGGAGACAUGAUUCCCAUGGGUCUGGCCCGCUGCGUCACCAAGGACACCAAGUUUCAGGACUUCCUCAUCCCCAAGGGCACCGAAGUGUUCCCUAUGCUGGGCUCUGUGCUGAGAGACACCAAGUUCUUCUCCAACCCCCGAGAUUUCAACCCCCAGCACUUCCUGGAUGAGAAAGGGCAGUUUAAGAAGAAUGAUGCCUUUGUGCCCUUCUCCAUCGGAAAGCGGUACUGUUUCGGGGAAGGUCUGGCUAGAAUGGAGCUCUUUCUCUUCCUCACCACCAUCUUGCAGAACUUCAGCUUCAAGUCUCCACAGUUGCCCAAGGACAUCGACAUCUCCCCUAAAAGCGUGGGUUUUGCCACUAUCCCACGAACCUAUACCAUGAGUUUCCAGCCCCGUUGA
Messenger RNA from Chrysochloris asiatica (Cape golden mole), 1350 nucleotides. RefSeq names its product cytochrome P450 2A13-like. Lineage: Eukaryota; Metazoa; Chordata; Mammalia; Afrosoricida; Chrysochloridae. The coding region runs from base 1 to 1350 and encodes 449 amino acids. The transcript has 9 exons. Gene Ontology annotation, molecular function: heme binding; oxidoreductase activity, acting on paired donors, with incorporation or reduction of molecular oxygen, reduced flavin or flavoprotein as one donor, and incorporation of one atom of oxygen; iron ion binding. Gene Ontology annotation, cellular component: intracellular membrane-bounded organelle; cytoplasm. The record is from RefSeq and is a predicted model, not a curated record. Gene Ontology annotation, biological process: coumarin metabolic process; xenobiotic metabolic process.